This is a messenger RNA of Acaulospora colombiana, 312 nucleotides long. The record is from the annotation of a GenBank genome assembly. Lineage: Eukaryota; Fungi; Glomeromycota; Glomeromycetes; Diversisporales; Acaulosporaceae.
CUCCACGAGUCGCCCAAGUUUCUCAUGGGUCGCGGGAGGGACGAGGAGGCGGUCGAGAACGUGCAUAGGAUUGCUGCGUAUAAUGGCAAGACGUCAGAUUUGACGGUCGCGGAUCUGCAAAAGGCAGGGAAUGCGGUUGGAGAGGGGCAGGGUGGUAAGAAGCUCGAUACUUCGGGCAAGGCUGCCGUUUUGCGUACCGUCGAAAAGUUUAGUCUCGACCAUGUCAAGGCAUUGUUUGCGACGCCACGAUUGGCUUAUUCUUCCACGUUGAUCAUCAUUUUGUGGGCUUUGAUCGGUCUGGCAUUCCCGUAA